Molecule: messenger RNA, 2222 nt
Organism: Marmota flaviventris (yellow-bellied marmot)
Lineage: Eukaryota; Metazoa; Chordata; Mammalia; Rodentia; Sciuridae
Product: zinc finger protein 211-like
Biological process (GO): regulation of transcription by RNA polymerase II
Cellular component (GO): nucleus
Molecular function (GO): RNA polymerase II cis-regulatory region sequence-specific DNA binding; DNA-binding transcription factor activity, RNA polymerase II-specific
Source: RefSeq, a predicted model, not a curated record
UUCCUGGAGAUCUUUUCUGGGGCCCUCGAGCCGGUUCUGUCUGUCUUGUGUGCUGCGCUGGGACCCGAGUGACGCGAGAAGGCGCCGGAGGAGGGGCGAGGAUCAGGCGCUGCAGCCUGUGACGCCGCUGAGAGCGGCAGCGCGCGGUCGCCGCCCCGGUGCCCCCCCAGGAGAGCAGGAUGGAGGCGGCCGCGCCGAGGGGCCCGGCCGGGGUGACCUUUCAAGAUGUGGCUGUGUACUUCUCUUGGGAGGAAUGGGAUCUUCUUGAUGAGGCCCAGAGACACCUGCACCUCGAGGUGAUGCUGGAAAACUUGGCACUUAUAUCCUCACUGGGUUGUUUGCAUGGAGUAGAGCAAGAGGAAGCACCUUCCGAACCAAGCGUUUCUGAAGGAUUGUCACGUGUCAUGACUCCCAAAGAGGGGUCGUCAUCCCAGAAUGCCUGCUCCUGUGAAAUAUGUGGCCUGGUCUUGAGAAGCAUUUUGCAGUUGGCUCAGAACCACAGAACAACACAUCCUGGGCAGAAGCCACGCACAUGUGGAAGACAGUUCUAUUUUGCUGCAAAUCUUCAACAGCAUCAGAGGCAGCACAUUAAAGAGCUUCCCUUCAGAGGUGACACUGACAGAACCUUGUUUAUAAAGAGUUGCAUGAUCCAUGUGUCGGGGAAGCCUUAUACUUGCAAAGAGGUGGGGAAAGGUUUUCUGGCCAGCGUGGGAUUUCCCCGUCAACAGGCCACUCACACAGGGGAGAAACCAAAUGCCAGUUACAAGUGUGGGGUGGCCUUUCACAAUGGAAAAAGUCUUCACCACUGGGGGGAAUGCAAGAAAGCUUUUAGCCACACAGAUACACUCGUUCAGUACCAGAGGGCACUCACAAAUGAAGGGCUUUUUGAGUGCAGCAAGUGUGGGAAAGCCUGUACUCGGAGAUGUAAUCUCAUUCAGCACCAGAAAGUCCACAGUGAAGAGAGGCCUUAUGAGUGCAGUGAAUGUGGGAAGUUCUUCACCUACUACUCGAGCUUCGUCAUCCACCAGCGAGUGCACACUGGAGAGAGGCCUUAUGAGUGCAGUGAGUGUGGGAAGGCCUUCAGUCAGAUCUACAGCCUCAACAGCCAUAGGAAAGUCCACACGGGAGAGAGGCCUUAUGAGUGUGGGGAAUGUGGGAAAUCCUUCAGCCAGAGGUCCAACCUCAUUCAACAUCAAAGAGUUCACACGGGAGAGAGGCCUUAUGAGUGCAGUGAGUGUGGGAAAUCCUUUAGCCAAAACUUCAGCCUCAUUUACCACCAGAGAGUUCACACUGGAGAAAGGCCUCAUGAGUGCAGUGAGUGUGGGAAAUCCUUUAGCCGAAGUUCCAGCCUCAUUCACCACCGGAGGCUUCACACUGGAGAGAGGCCCUAUGAGUGCAGUGAGUGUGGGAAAUCCUUUAAGCAAAGCUCCAGCCUCAGUUCACAUCGGAAAGUCCACGCAGGAGAAAGGCCCUAUGUAUGUGAGGAGUGUGGGAAACCCUUCAGCCACAGCUCCAACCUUAGGAACCAUCAGAGGGUCCACACUGGAGAAAGGCCUAUUGAGUGCAGUGAGUGUGGGAAAUCCUUUAGCUGCAAAUCUAACCUCAUUAAACACCUGAGGGUCCACACUGGAGAAAGGCCUUAUAAAUGUAGUGAAUGUGGGAAGUCUUUCAGCCAAAGCUCCAGCCUCAUUCAACACCAGAGAAUUCACACUGGAAAAAGGCCUUAUCAGUGCAGUGAAUGUGGGAAAUCCUUUGGCUGCAAAUCUGUCCUCGUUCAACACCAGAGAGUUCACAGUGGAGAAAGGUCUUAGCUAUAUAGGGAAUGUGCACUUUUUAUUUAGUGGAAUCAUUGGAGGAGAGCACCUGUAAGAGCAGCCUACCUGGAUUGAAGCCCAGCAACUGAAGGUGCAUGGCAGAGAGAUUCCCUUCAGUUCAGGUUUGUGGAAGCUCCAAGGAUCUGUGUUACAGUUCCUAGCAUCCAUAACCCUUGCAGUUUAGGCUACUGACAGUUUCUGAGACAGAAGCCAUUUCACUGCCACUUGCUAAGUCCAGCUGUGUCAGUCACCACGCCACCAUGUUCAGGGAAGCUGAUCUGUGUUCUCCCAUUGCUGGAGGUAAUGAGUAGUCUGAGCCCACAUUCCCUUCUCCAAAAAGCUGGGGCAUGAACCUGACCCAGUUUUGUACCGGAGAUCCUGAUAGAAGUAAACUCUUUCAGGGACACA